This is a messenger RNA of Lynx canadensis (Canada lynx), 3192 nucleotides long. It is a transcript of the gene NEMP2, whose product is annotated as nuclear envelope integral membrane protein 2. The transcript is spliced from 9 exons. Bases 239 to 1504 code for a protein of 421 amino acids. Lineage: Eukaryota; Metazoa; Chordata; Mammalia; Carnivora; Felidae. The record is from RefSeq and is a predicted model, not a curated record. Gene Ontology annotation, cellular component: nuclear envelope.
GGGAAGACGAGGCCCGGAAGCCCCGAGGCCGGUAGGGGCCAGAAGAGGGCUACAGGGAGCCCCCAGGCCUCGACCAGCCGUCGCCCGCAGCCCAGAGCUAACUCCUCAGCCCCGGAAAGGCGGGGCCUCCGCCUUUCCCGCGUACGGGUCUCGCCGCCCCGCUCAGCCUCCUCGUAGGCCUUGCGCCAUUGCUGCUACUAUCGGCCGAACGGGGGCGCGGAGCUGGUCCCGGGGCGGGAUGCGGCCGCCCCUGGGGCGGUGGUGGCUGCUAAUCUGGCUGCAGCCCUUGUCCGCGCCGCCCGCUGGCGCGGUGCGCGGAGAGGAGGAGGCGGCGGCGGCGUUGGCAGUUCCAAGGUGUAAAGCUCUGAAGGAAAUGGAUUUAAUUAAAACUUCUGAGUCAGACUGUUACUGCUACAAUCGAAAUUCCCGAAUGGAGUGGAAAUACAUGUGGUCAACUCUGCAGGUGAAAAUUACCAGUUCAGGCCUGCUCAAUAUUGCAUAUAUCACAGGAAGACAUAAUUGUCAGUAUCCAGAAACCAUUCUAUCUUUUAUCAAAUGUGUGAUUCAUAAUUUUUGGACACCAAAGGAGUCUAAUGAAGUUACCAUAAUCAUCAAUCCAUAUGGAGAGACCAUGUGCUUCUCUGUGAAGCCUGUCAGGAAGAUAUUUAUCUAUACAAUUAGUGUGAAUCGAAACAUUGUGGAUUUCAAACUCUUCCUUGUGUUUGUAGCAGGUAUUUUCCUCUUCUUUUAUGCAAAGACCUUGAGUAGAAGUCCUAUUUUCUUUUACUCUUCUGGGACCGUGCUAGGUGUUUUAAUGACAUUAGUCUUUGUCCUGCUUCUGGUGAAAAGGUUUAUUCCUAAGUAUAGCACCUUUUGGGCUCUAAUGGUUGGUUGUUGGUUUGCUUCAGUUUAUGUUGUAUGCCAUUUGAUGGAAGAUCUGAAGUGGCUAUGGCAUGAAAACAGAAUAUAUAUAUUAGGCUAUGUUUUGGUAGCUGGAUUUCUCAGCUUUGCUGUUUGUUAUAAGCAUGGGCCCCUGGUUGAUGAAAGGAGCGUGACUCUUUUGACAUGGACACUGCGGCUCCUCGCCCUGGUUCUGAUCUAUUGUGGAGUCACCGUGCCCCAGGGCUCCUAUGCAGCUCUGAUCCUCAUCCUGGCCUCCAGGAGUCUACGCUACCCACUGAAGGCGUUCACUUAUAUGAGGUGGAAAAUGAAGAAAUGGUGGACAUCCAAGAAGCCAGUGUUUAAGUAUCUGACUGAAGAUGAAUACCGGGAACAGGCUGAUGCUGAGACAAGCAGCGCCCUGGAGGAGCUGCGUGGAGCCUGCCGCAGGCCCGACUUCCCCACGUGGCUGGUAGUCUCCAGACUCCAGGCUCCUAACAAAUUUGCAGACUUUGUUCUUGGAGGAAGCCACUUGUCGCCUGAAGAAAUUAGUCUGCAUGAAGAGCAAUAUGGUUUUGGGGGCGCCUUCUUGGAAGAACAGCUUUUUAACCUGAGGACUGCCUGAUGACCAUUGACUUCAUUCUGGACAAGAAAUGGGCUAAGGGCAAGGAUCCUAUUAACAUUGGGCAGAACGGUUCUAGGGAACAGUGGCAAAAGCAUUUGCUAUGGAGAAGAGUCAUACUGGAAAGGAAAACUAAACAUUAUUGAAGAUAACUUCUCAUUCUUGGUGAGUUCUGCUACUUAUUGUAGUCAUCAAGAUUUUGUGAGAGUCAUUGCCACUUUCCUUGAAUGAAGACUUUCAUUAGGAACAAGAGAAUCAUGUUGAUCUUCAAAGAGCAAGUUAACAUGAACAUCUGCCUUGUCAACACCAGGCAUUAAAUCUUAACCUCAGAACCUGUGUCUGAAGACUGCAUAUAAGUGUUGGAAGAGACCUGAGAUAUGCUGGACCAGUGUUUUCCAAAGUAUAAUCCACAGGGUGCUAAUAAGUGCUAGUCAGUAAAGGGAUUGUGAGGUCAACUAAGAUAGUAACAAAGUUAAACAAAUGUACCACAGGACUUCUCAGAGCCUUUAAUACUGACGAUGCACGUUGUCAAUCUCCUGGAUAGAAACUGUGUGCUGCCAUUUCUGACUUAAUUUGACCACAGAACCCUUUUCCGUGAGAUUGAUAUUCCUUGGAGCAGUUUGGAAAAUGCUAAUGAUGGCAGAAUUGAGAUUUGGAGAGGUUCAAUAACUUGUCCAAAACUACAAAGCUCUUUAGAGGCAGCACUGGGACUAGACAUCAGCCCUAAUGUUACCUACAACUCAGGGUUAAGAAGAGACCUUCAGAGGUGAGCCUAGGGGCCAUCUCCCUACAGCCUUGGAUCUCACAGUAUUGGUGACUUUUUUAUUUUUUAAUAAUGGACAACUAUCUAUUUGAUAACUAUGAUAGAGAACAUUUCCUAAGAUUAUAUUUUAAAGUUUGAUAAGAUUUUUAUAGACAUAUACAUUUUAGAAAGAAUUAUUUUCUAUAAUUUUUUGUAUAUUGCAAUUGAAGACACUUAACCUCUUGUGACAUUUUGAGUUGACUGGUCCAUUUUUAAAAUUUAGUUAUAUAUAUUUGUAACAGUUUCCUACACAACAGACUUGUGAUCUUUCUUCAGAGAACAAAUAUUUUUUUCUUGAUUCUCCGGAGUGAAAUGACCCUGAGCUUUGACCCUGGGGAAAGAAGGCCAAAACUAAGAGCUGAGAAAAGAUCUGAACAUGGCAAAACAAUCUAAGCGUUAAGAUGUGCUAAAUUGAUUCACUUAAAGAAGGUUUUGCUGUGUUGAGUUCUUAAAGAGGCAUACAGAAUGAGGAAUCUCUUUUUACUAGGAGGGAUGUGGAUACGGAGGAAGGACAUACAGAAAAUUCAGGAGCUGCUUUCCUGAGCCAAGAUCAGUAGAGUGUUUCUAAUUGUUAAAACGAGAGCAUGGCUACCCAUUUGGAACUUUCUAGGUUGAUUUUCAAAUAUUUUCUCUUUGAAGCAGUGUGUCAGUAUUUUACAAGUUCCUCUUUUUACAAGACACCUUUCAGUAUUAAGAGCUCUGCAGUCUUUGUGAAAUGCACUAAAUUCAAUCUGUGCUUUCACAUAGAUUGAUUUCAAAUAUCAAAGAAUCUUCCAUUCAAAUUUAUGAUGAUUAUGAUGAUGACUGUUUUAUAAGUGUAAACAGGUCUGACACUUUUGUUAUAGUUUUAUCUGAAUUUUUUAUAAUUAAAUUUAUUGCCGGUAUAUUA